UCAGCCCCUGAGCAUCGCGAGAUUUGACCAGCUGUUUAGUCUGUUUUUUUAGACGGGUGCUUGUCGGUCUACACGUGGGGAGGAUCUGACUUUGCUUUCCACAGGGACACAUUUGAAAAACUCACAAUAUCAGUAUUGCUCUCAUCGUGGCGGCACCAAGGACCAUAACAUACUGUGUAGCUGUUAGUGUCCUGAGGAAAUGCCGCUGAGGUUUCGUUCUAUCGCGCCCUACACGCUACCCGGAGUCCUUGCACUGAUCGGCUGGUGGUGGUACAUCUCGCGGAAGAAAGAGCGGCUCAUCAGCCAUGACAGCCCAGAGGGGGCUCCAACCACUAUGGGCCUUAGAGCAUCUCCAGCAGAGGGUAGCAACGGUUUGGUUGAGAAAGGCACUGUAUCCCCUUCAAAUGGCACAGAAAGCCCCACCCACAGACCUCCGAAGGUCGGCAACCUGAGAACAGAACAUGAAAAUAUUUCCCCGAUCGAUGUCCAGGACAAUGAAGCAGCACCUUCACUAAAACAAAGUUCUGAAGAAGCUGCUCCUCACCUUGGCAGAAUAAGACUAGGGGAAGUCCAUAAACCCCCAUUCUCGACUCUGCCAUCACCUGGCAAAGAAGACUGCCUGCAGGUGUCAUUGAAAGACCAUAAAGACCCAGAGAAGAGCUUACCACCUGUCUUGGUAAACGAGCUGGAUAAACACCUAGUCAACGAUCCAGCCUCUCCUUCAGAAGCCACAAUAGUAGAGGUGGUCUUGCCCUGCCGGUCUACCAAAGUCACCAGCUCCUCCCCAACAAUGCAUCUUUCUGAUGCAGAGAGGCCCGAGCCAGAAGGGGAAGUUGCAAAGCACUACAGCCCUGUGAAUACACAAGCCGAGAUAGUUGUUUGUGCAGUCACUCAAGCCAAUGUGCAGAGAGUGAUCCCAUCAGAGGCGGACUCUCUAGAGACGCCCCCUUCAGCGCAGGAUUUCCACCAACACAUUCUAACCAGCACGCCUGCCUCCCCCGCCCCGACCUCCACGGCCCAGACGACGGACCAAGACUCCGCUACCACAUCAGAGACGCCAGAGGACGUCCAGUUACACGGCGGCCGUGGAAAGGAGCAGGAUCUGGAGCUUCUCGCAGCUGGACUCAUACAUGAGGUCAUCUCGGCAGCCACCCAGGAGGUCCUUGGGGUCACCAGUUGCAAAGUCACAGAAACCAGCCAGGCCAGUUGCAGCAGCAGCACACCGCUGGCCGGCGGCAGACUAUGCUCCCAACAGGAGCCUAGCACGGCAGCACAGCAGCACAACCAUCUACUGACAGGCCCCUCUCAGAUAGGCUGCGAUUCCAGAGAGGCCACAGAGAAGGAAGAGCUGGGGAUGCCCAAUGGCUGCUCCUCGGCCCCAGUAUGGGAGUCUGUCGAGGUCAGUCACAGGGUUCAUCAGACAAACCGUGCAGGCCAUUGGCCAACGCCGUCGCACCAAGCAGCACCGAGCCCCCCUCCUUUGCUAAACAUGAAACUGAAGGGCGAUGAAGCAGUGGUGCUGGGCGACGACUCUGCCUGCAGUACGUGCCACUCUGAGGAUGGCAUCAGCAACGAGGACCUCCAGAACAGCACUUUUGUCAACCAAAAAGAUGUGAUCCAGCUUCUGGACUUGUCUGCAAAAGAUGCCACACAGCCUCAAUCACUGGUCGAGACGGCCACGGAGGCAUCGUUGUUGGCUGUAACUGAAGAAAACUCAUCGGAUGCAGUGUGCGAGAUAAAGAGGCUUAACGGACUGGGCCUGAGGAAUGGAGCUCACGGGACAUGUGAGGUGGAGACGGACCAGUCUGGAGGCUCUGAUGUGAACAGUAUGGACUCGGUGGACAGCGGCUGCACCAUGGGUGCUGGGGAAAGCCAGAGCAACCACGCUGCCUCCUCCAGCUCGGAGCUCAUCGUCUGGGAGAUCGAGGUGCCAAAGCAUCUUGUAGGGCGGUUAAUAGGGAAGCAGGGGAGAUAUGUGAGCUUCCUGAAGCAGAACUCUGGCGCAAAGAUCUACAUCUCCACCCUGCCUUAUACACAGGAGUUCCAGAUCUGUCACAUAGAGGGUACGCAGCAGCAGGUUGACAAAGCCCUGUCCCUGAUUGGGAAGAAGUUUAAAGAUCUGGACUUGACCAACCUGUAUGCACCUCCGCCGCCCCCGCUCACAUUGCCAUCACUUCCCAUGACCUCCUGGCUGCUUCUCCCCAGCGGAGUGACCGUUGAAGUGAUCGUGGUGAACAUCGUGUCAGCCGGUCACGUCUUCGUCCAGCAGCACACCCACCCCACCUACCACGCCCUGCGCAGCCUGGACCAGCAGAUGUUCCUCUGCUACUCCCAGCCGGGCACCCCGGCCCUCCCCUCACCCGCUGAAGUGGGUGUGAUCUGUGCAGCUCCAGCGGUGGAUGGAGCCUGGUGGAGAGCUCAGGUCAUCACCUUCUAUAAAGAAACUAACGAAGUGGAGAUCAGAUACGUUGAUUAUGGAGGCUACGACAGAGUUAAGAUUGACUCACUACGGCAAAUAAGGUCUGAUUUUGUAACACUACCGUUUCAAGGGGCUGAAGUAUUGCUUGACAACAUCGCCCCACUUCCAGGAGAGGAUCGCUUCUCAGCAGAGGCCACAUCAGCACUGGAGGAGAUGACCAGAGGAGCGGCGUUGCUCGCCCAGGUCUCAAACUACGAUAACAACACGGGCCUCCCACUGGUCCACCUGUGGAACAUGGUCGGAGACGAGGUGGUUUCAGUGAACCGUACGCUGGCAGAGAGGGGCCUGGGUGUUUGGAUGGAUGGAUUUUGAACUCUUAACAGGCUCUGAUCUUCACCCUCCCACCCCCCACCCACCCACCCACUUCCUUAUUGUCUUGUGAUCAGCAGGACACGGGGGUCCCAGCCCCACCAGACACACCCACUGGAUCUAGGAAGAUUGUUUUUCCUUUCCUUUCAUUUCAUUUUUUUUUUUUUUUCUUUUUGGUCCCCAUUUCUUUGAAAAGAAAUUAAAAAUUGUUUGCAGGCAUAAUCUACAAGAACGGCACUGCUUUAAAAUAAGACAACCUCCCUCUCUUGUUCUUGUACACAAAAAGAACUCAGAGGGAAAGGAAGAGGUACUUGUGAAGGAAAAAAAAAACCUUUUUAAAUCUAUAUUGUAACUAAAUAAAGGUUCAACCAAUAUUUUUUUUCCCCCUCCCCCAUCCUACCUUAACUUUUUGCUCUGGGCCUUUUGCUCGCUGACUGUGGAUCAUCAUGCUGUGUGAAGGACAAACUCCUCCAUCAGACUAUGUAUACACUUGUGAACAGUUCGGAGUUUCAUUGACACCUUGGUUCUAGUUGUCUGUAUGUCACUACUAAGUCAAUUUUUAGAAGAUUGUUGGGGGUUCUUGUCCAGAUAGAAUGUAGGGGGCAGAAAGGCAUUAGAGACUGAUGGGUGACGGCACAGCACAGAGCAGAGGAGGGGCUGAAGGUGGUGCCUGUUGGAGCACCCAGCUGCUCUGCAGCCUCAAGAGACAUUGACUUCUCUGGGUCUGGGUCUCCACCCAGAGCGGCGGCUGCUGCUGCUGCUGCUGCACCUCUAACAGGAGCGAGCUGGUUGCCUUCGCUCCACCUUUCUCCACCAUUUUGCACCGCGUUACGGAGGAGCCUGGGAUUUCAACCAACCAGACAACAUGCAGUCGAACAGCUUUUCAAAUUUGGAACGCCGAGUUGGGCAAGAUUUAUUUAACUUGGUAUUUCCAAGAUGCAUUUUUCUGGCAGCAUAUGGCUGAUGAUGCAUCAUUGGACUGUUUGUAAUCCUCAAGUGACACGUUUUUAAAGAGUGACAUAACUGAAGAUCUACUCACAGAUCUACUGUGUCCCCAAAGUUAAGAUAAAAAAUAAUAAUCAAAAGAAAAUUCUGGACUACCGGAACCCCUCAAAAAACUUGCAAUUUCACGGCACCAUAACGAUUCGUUGUGCACUUUUUUUAAUUCUGUAACUUUGUUACCAAGUGUUUUAGUCUACACUUGGUAACAAAUGUUAAAACCUCUGCCUGAAGGGAAACCAAGCUGCAGGAGGUCUGUGUUGACUUGUUUUUACCGAUUUUACUAUUACCAAUAUUUCAUGUUGGUCAAAUUACUGAGUGUCUCAUGGGUGUCCUCUGGUUUAAUAAUUCCAAAGUAAUCAGGAUUUUGGGAGCUGUGGUGCAGCGUUAAUAUGCUGUAAUCCUACAAAGACUUAAAGCAAUGAAGGAACCGCCAAACUCAACUGACAUGGGAAAGACCCACUACACCAGAUUUAGUUUGCAGUGCUGCUCCUCGGUGUCGACCGAAUAUUAAGCGUUGAGCUGAAUCCAGUUUGUGUCGUGAGUGUGCAUGGUAGAGCAGCCCAGGAGCAGCGUGUGUUCUCUGCGCCACAGUGUGUCCACAUCCAAUCAGCUUGUGUGCACAGACCGAGCACGGCCUUGUUCUUCACAUGUGACUACGCUGCCUGGGAUCUAUCAUCUCUUCAAAGAUGGCUUCACGUUGAUUUGGAUCAAUUGUCAUAGCCACACGUCCUCAACCCAGACCUGAGAAAUGUUUUUUAAGAAUUCCGUUUUCAGGGGCCUGCAUCACCAAGCAAAUUCAAUUUAGUGUGGCUGUCUAUGGGCUCACUGGCGUCAUUGAGCUUAACACUGGGGAUCCUGGAUAACACGGAGCUGGCUAUCAACUGGCUCCGUUCGCUCUGGCUUCAUCCAUCUGCCAGAUUUCUUUAUUACAAACAUCAGAGCCAUGAGUGAGUACUUAACGCGACAUGAGAUGAAACGGUGACACCGUGGGCAGAUUGGGUUAAAGAGGCAAAAAAAAUAUUUUUUAUAAUAUAAACACAACUUGAAUAUAAGUAAGGAUAUAAAUAUGUGUAGGAAUUGUCUUUUUAAAUGUUUGGCUCUUAACAUGUAGUAUAGAGCAAGUCUUUUUGCUUUAAAUCAUGGAUAGGUGAUGCACAUAAGAACGUUCUCCUGCCAAAGCAGGGAGGAAAAAAGAAGUCUCCCUGAUGAGGUCUCUCUGACCAACAUGUUGCAUUUCUAAUUUAAGGGGAGCUAGUUAACAGUGUGUGAAUAUCUUUCUCAUUAAAGAUGGUCUGUCUGUGUACGUAUCAUGUUCUGAGCUGUAGUGAUGAAAUAAGAGUGUAAAAUCACCAACACUGUCAGGAAUCAAAGAAUAUUUGUAGUCCCCAUUCAUUACAGGCAGGUUUAGGGUGUUCAAGUACCCCCUGGUUGUUCAAAGCACUGUUUUAAACCCAGAGGGGCUACAACAAAGUGAUUCUACUGAUCUCUAAAAAUACGUGUUGCUCUUAUUACUUGUCACUCUACUGUAAACUUUUUAUCAACGUCAGGAUCCUGUCGUAAUAUUGACUCAAAUUGUCCAGUGGUCUUCUGGUCAGAAGCCAGGCAGUGACAGAUUUUGAUUAGGUUUUCUGAAGUAGCAUAUGCUACCAUGGUAACCCCACCCCCAGUUAAUAGUGAGCCAGCUUGGUGAUACAGGAAAACCUGAGUCAAGCCACUAAUCUCACUCCAUGAUACAGGCCCCUGAUGGGAACAGUUUUGUUUUUUGAGAAUGAUCAAGAUGUUGGUGUAAUUAUGCAUUGUCACAAAAUCAUGUCUUCUAUUUCCAAAAUAAGAGGCGCAGUCUCAAGUGAUAACGUAAUCCAAGAUGAACACAUCAGUUUGAGUCUGGGUGAGACGCGAUCAUUUUAGCCUGAGCAGUUUCUUAAAGAAGGAUCACAAGAGCGGGGCUUAAGUGUGAAAAGCCAAACCAACCGGGAUUAAACUUUCAUAAAACCCAAACCCAUCACCUCACUUCACAAUGAAGAAAACUGACAUGUAGAGAGAAAACUACGAUAUAGGAACUUUGGAGUUUCCGUGAUAAUUUAGGAAUUAUUUAAACCUACUUUUUUUUUUUAACGGAAAAGGAGCUUGAUUUGCUUAACCAACCCUGGCAAUGUUGCUUUAUGAAACCCCUCUGGAUUAGUUCAACUACAUUUAAAGAACACGGUCCAACUAGGCAUUUCUUUUCAGUUAAUUCUGCAUCUGAAUGUGUUGUCACUAUAGAUUUAUUUUUUCAGACAUUGAAUCAUGUUUCAUCAGUGUCAUGAAGUCGGACCUUCCCUGUUUGCAGUUCCACAGUGGCUGUAAUUCUAACAUUAACUGUGUGUAUUUCUUUCUUUUUUUUAUUUCUCUUACCCUAGCAAUAAGGCAGCUUUAUUUUGAAAUUGAAGAACAGAAUGGGGAAAAGUGUGGGCGGGGUUUGUUUUUAUUUGACACAACUAAGAACUAGGAAAGUUAACUGCAUAACUACUCAUAACACUGUAAACCACUAUAAAAACUCAAUAACACAUUUCAAUAAUGUAUCUCAGGAGUGGUGAAUUAGGUUGAUUAGUGACUCAACAUCCCUGGGGACAGCUGAUAGAGGAAAGGGGCCUGAUUGUAAGCGAGAAUUCAGAUGUAUAUGAAAUUAGGCAUUUUGACAAAGACUUACAAACCAGACGUGGGUUCAUGAAGGUGUCCUUACGUUGGUGCUGGAAUCGGAGCAGUAGCCAUAUUGUGUGUUGUUGGCUUGUGUGCAUCCUUCCUCUCUGUUUCACAUGAACUGUCUGAUCCCGUCUGUUCCUUCUUUUUAAAAUCCAGAUAAAUAUAUCUCCCCCCUCACCCCCCCCCCGCCACCACCUUAAAACAGUUUGAUCAAACUAAACUACAGUUUUGUUAAUUUCUGUGUAAAUAAGAUAUUUGACUGUACUUUUCUAUAACACUGGAGAGAAAGAGAUAUAAAGGGAACAUUUUUUUUUUGCUUCUGUUUGGUUUGUUCUGGUUCAACCUGCCUCCCCUGUUUCAGUCAAUCAAUGUUUUCAAGCUAUGGGACUGAUUUUUAAGUGUUUGCAUUGAAGUCAUCAUUUGAUUAUUUAAAUGGGUGUUAAGCUCUUGUGCCCAAAAGCAUUUAACAUGUACAGAUCAGUUUUGCUAGGCUCAUCUUACGUUUGAUUUGUUGAUUGUACAGAUCUAUUAAGGAAAAAAAUAAAAGUUAUUUAAAGUG
Messenger RNA from Perca fluviatilis (European perch), 7031 nucleotides. RefSeq names its product A kinase (PRKA) anchor protein 1b (gene akap1b). The transcript has 11 exons. Gene Ontology annotation, molecular function: RNA binding. The record is from RefSeq and is a predicted model, not a curated record. Bases 200 to 2791 code for a protein of 863 amino acids. Lineage: Eukaryota; Metazoa; Chordata; Actinopteri; Perciformes; Percidae.